Messenger RNA from Rhopilema esculentum, 4510 nucleotides. NCBI's taxonomy places the organism in Eukaryota, Metazoa, Cnidaria, Scyphozoa, Rhizostomeae, Rhizostomatidae. The record is from RefSeq and is a predicted model, not a curated record.
UUUCAAAGGAACUUUUUGAGAUUAAAUGCAUAAAUUUCGACUUUGCAAAUGGAGAAGAGCAGUGGAAUAGAGUGUGCUGGCUGCAGGAGGCAAAUCAGUUCAAGUAGCCAGUCUCUGUUUGCUCUUAAUGAUAUAUGGCAUGUCAGUUGCUUUCGGUCUGAUGGGAAGGAAACAAAGGCUCAAUGCUGUGUGAAAAAAUGUCCCUAAUGAUAGACAGAAAGGAGAUGCUAAAGGUUCAAGAAUUAUUUCAAAUGCUGAUGUUGACAAAACUCAGGGGAGUUUAGUAAAGACAAUGGCUUUGAAAAAAGCAAACAUUUUACGACAUACUAAAAGCUUUUUCGUCUGACACUCCUCAAAGCAUAAAACGUCAGAAUAGGUUCCGAAAAAACACAAUGGAAAAAUAUAUACCCAGUUGUGGAUCGAAAUGGGCCAAUCAGAAAAACGCAAGCACAAGACCGGUAUAGUUGACCAAUCAGUGCCGCGAGCCUAAAGAAAAAUUACCAAUGGAGUCCAAGAGAGAAAACGAACUCCUUUUGUCUACACAAUGACGGCUUUUUCGUUUUUAUGUAGAUUGACUCCAAAACUGCUAGAUGGAAGGAUGACUGGGCUCUGCCAAUUAUCCGAAACAUGUCGUCAUUAUAGAGUUUUGCACAAUCUGGGUUGUCUAAAAGAUGUAAAGACAAUUAUAUAGCUCUCAAAAGUUCAGCAGGUUGGGAGACAUUAAUUGCACUGCUUUGAGCCUUUGUUUAGAUAUUUUAUCUAUUGUAGUAUGCUUCUUCUUGUUAUCUAAUCUUCUUAUCUAAAAAUUACAUUUUUAUAGAAGCAUUAAAACAGUAAGGGGAACAAGAAAUGAAAUUCCAGUGGGAGUUUUUUGCCAGUUUAGUUUGCUUAUUUGUCGGAAUAAUUCUGAUCAGAUCCGGUCGGUCUAAUCAAUUUUUGAUCGGAUCUUAUUUGUUUGACCCAUUUUGGUAAGAAUUGUCCCUUUUGUCAGAAUAGUGUCCUUUUUGUCAGAAUAGUGUUGAUAUUAGUCAGAUCCAUUUUUGUCAGUUCUCUCUUGUAAGAUAUCUUUUGGUCAGAAAAGUGUCCCUUUUGUCAGAAAGUGCAGUGGUGGAUCCUUAGGGGGCAAAAGGAUGCAGUUCCCCCCAAUAUUUUUGAAGGCAAUGGUCUUUUGUUCUAAAACAAUUGGAAAAUGGAAUGUCAUCCUAUCAAAACAAUAGUCAUAAAAAGUGCCGCUUUUUGUACCUUUUCUCAGAAUUAAGUACCCUACCUAUCUAAGCCAGUUUCUUCUGAAGGGCUGUUUCAUAAGAUAAAAUAAUCAAGACUCUCUUGAAUUAUUUAAAAACCUUUGUAAUCUUUUUUCAAAGUGUUAGCAACUUUAAAACUAAGUGUAAUGAUCAGGGUUCUUGUUAUGACAGUGAAUAGCCUGUUAAUAACCAGCUCAUUGAUGGAGCGACGGGCUAGGCCAAAGGGCCAAAUGGAGGAGAGAUACAAGAGACUUCUCUUUGUUGAAUCCAAAUUAGACAGCCUGGAUCUUUUUAGCAGAAAAAUUUUUUUUGGUCUGCUCAAUUGCUUUUUUGCUUCAUUUUUUGUAUGUUUUUAAAAGAGGUUUAUUGUUAAAUCAGGUACCCAAAAGUAUCAGAUCACAAGGAAAAUUCUUUCGCAUAAUUAUCGAAUGGCCCCCCUUAAGAUGAAUAGUUCCUGGAAACUUGAACCAUUCAUGCAUUCAUGCAUGUCAUACAGGAUCACACAUUAGCUGCUUUGAACAUCCCACAGUCUGUGUUCACAAGGCUCAAUGAGGGAAUUUACAGCAUCCCUGAGGAGACCAAACUCAGUGUUUCUGCCCUCUUAAAUCAUUAUUUAUUCGAAAAUUGCACAAUUAUUUCGAGGUAAUAACUCUAUUGAAAUUCUUGCAAAGUAUUUAUCACUUCAGAAAAGACUAGCUUUUGUCAUGCAUUUAGAUAAAGACUAAAUGACCCUGCACAUGCUAAACAAUUAUUUUUCAUAAUUAUAGUUUGAUAGCCAGUGGGCUUUCAAAAAGAAAGAAGGUGACAAAACUUUCGCAAUAACAUAGGCGCUGCUAACCAAUUUAAAAUGCGUUUUUAACGUGGGUUUAUAUUUCUCGAUAUCACGCGGUCAAAUGCUAAACACAGUCAAAGUACUUGGAGAUGCUAAACACAGUCGAGUUUUUUAGAUAUGUGGCCGGGGAUGUCAAUUUUCAUCCAGAAUGUUUUAUGUGCACCACCUGUAAAAGAUUUAUUGAAGACGGCGAUGAGUACACUUUGGAAGAAAGAAACUGCUUGUACUGUGGCAAUUGUUACGGUUCAAAGCGGGAAAAAAGAUUGGAAGAGAUAAAGGGUAUGAUUUGGAAAAACCAGCAUACUAUACGCCAUAUGCAGUUGAAGCCAGAGCAAAUCGACGAGCAAGGAAUCCCACUUCACAUUGAUAGAGCUAAAGCUACGGAGCCAAAACUAAGAGAGGAAGUGCUGAGACGAGCUGGAAAUUAUCCUGAAAAGCAAGAUAAAAGUGAUACUGAAAGCUCUAUCUCAGUCAAAGGUGCCUGCGAAUAUGGACAGCAACUGCCAUUAAAAGCUGGCGACAAAGUCAUUGAAGUGAAUGGCGUCUUCGUUACAGAUGAAACAAUACAAGAGGUCAGUAAACUUCUUCGCUCCAAACCGACCGAAACUCUGCAUGUCACCAUAGAAAGAAAUUUAGAAAAGAGGCAGGAAACAUCCAAAGUGGUUAACAAAUCGCAUUGCAACAAUAACCAGACUGUGCCAGAAGAGAAAUUGGCCUCAGGAACUGUUGAUGCAUACGACAAGCGGAAAGAGCGCAGUUUGUCCUUUUUCAAUUUUAGCGUAUUUAAGCGCACAACCAGCGAUUGUUCGGAAGCUAAAGAAAAGGCGAUAAGAGCCAGACAGAAGAAGAAGGCCCAUAAAACGGAAACGGGGACACGGUCUAAGUUGUUCAGCACUGGGAAAAUACAUCAGUUAAGGAGAAGCCGUUCGCUUACUGAAGUAAAUGGUGAACAAGAAUCAUGCAUAAAAGAUAUGGUCAAGUCCUUCAGCACCUUGCAUCGGGCCCAGUCUUUCAAAGUGGAAGAACAGCCGGUCAGUAAAAUAUUCAGGCCAUCUGAACUUAUCUAUGGAGAAUUGAUUGGACGAGGAUUCUUUGGUGAUGCUGUCAAGGUAACGAGCAGUAGAACUGGUGAAGUAAUGGUAAUGAAGCAAUUAAAGCAAGUUGACAAAGAUGCCGAAGAAACAUUUCUAAAUGAAGUACAACUUCUUAAAAGCCUUAAGCAUCCAAAUGUCUUGCAUUUUAUUGGGAUAAUGUAUAAAGAUAGAUCAUUACACAUAAUAACAGAAUUUAUAUCUGGUGGUACACUGAGGAAGCUUUUGAAAAACAAAUAUCGAGAAAUUUCAUGGAAGCAGAGGAUUCAGUUUGCCAAGGAUAUUGCAUCCGGAAUGGCCUAUUUACAUGAAAUGAACGUCAUUCAUCGUGACCUGACUUCGAAAAACUGCCUUAUUAAAAGCGAUUCUCACGGUAAAUCUGUGAUUGUUGCUGAUUUUGGUUUAGCCAAAUCUCUUCCUCAAGACAGCUCCUGCAGAUCCCCCAGGCUGUCUCCUAGUCCAAAUUUUCUUUACGGCUCCGGACUUAGCCCUUCACCAACUUCGCCGUCGUCUUCACCCACACCAAUAAGUCCAACUCGACCAGCCAUUCCAAAAAAGCGAUUGACUGUUGUUGGCUCUCCGUUCUGGAUGGCGCCAGAGAUGAUGAAAGGAAAAGGAUACGACGAAAAAGUCGACAUAUUUUCAUUCGGCAUAGUUGUUUGUGAAAUUAUUGGUAGAGUUAAAGCUGAUCCAGAUUAUUUACCAAGAAAAUUUGAUUUCGGAUUAGACGAAGAGGAAUUCAGGAAAAUGUUUUGUGCUGAGUGUCCUGAGCCAUUCUAUAGGCUAGCAUUUCAAGCAUGCACCACAGACCCCGAGAAAAGGCCACCAUUUGUAAUGCUUGAGAAAUGGCUAGAAGCAAUUUUUGUCAACUUGGAAUUCAAAAUACCAUUGCCACAUGAAAUUGACUACCUUUCGAUGCCAAAGCCUUUGAUGUACAAAAUUGAAGAGAUGGCAACUUAGUAAAAGAGCAAAUGUUCUCAACAGUUAAAUAUGAUGAACGUUCAUGCUUGUUGGCGGCGCUUGGUUGUUACUCAAUCUGAAGUCGCAGAAAUAUGAGUUAUAUAGUUGCAGAAAGAAGCUUUUAACAGAUCCUUACAACCCUUUGUUCCGAUCUGCAGUUCUCCAUCUAAUUUUCCAAAGUGCUUAGCACACGCGAUAGUAAGAUACCCUUUUUGCUAGUAGAUUUUCAAUUAUAUGUUUUAAGAGCAACUAAAAUGAAUUUUGACGUAAUUUUUUGAGUGGGUGUAAAUUUUUUUUCACUAUGAAAUUUUGAGAUUUAGAGGAUAUUUUUAACAAUGGACGGUAUGAAGUUUUGAUCGGAGUCAUUUUCAUUUUGAAAUGAA